CACACAACACAACCACUCUGCCAACGGACGCAUCAAUUCCUAGUACCAAUACUCAAGCUCCUUAGUGAAGUAGCGAUAAGAAGAGACCGUUUCCCCACAUUCCUCCUCGGCAUCUUCCAGAGACUAGGCUCACGAGCUCUACGGCGAUUAGCACAUCCCGAUCUGCUAGGACCCGUUCUCCGAAAAAUCCUAGAAAUAUUACUAGACGAAGCCCGAACUCGACCUAGUCUUUGACCAAGCUGCUCGUAGCAGUCCGCCCUGCGUGCCAUGGCUUCUCGGAGAUUCCUAGGCCUCGUGCUUCUCGUGCUCGCUACAUCCUGGUUCCUAACAUCUUGUGCUGCGUCGAUCGCGGCCAAGAGCGGCGCUGCUGGCGCUAGUCAGGGUUCCAGUAGCAAGAAUUCUAAAUCUGGAGCAAAGAGUGCGCCUACUGGAUCUACUACUGGUAGUAGUAAAACUCCUCCUGGGACUGGCGCAAAGAUUGCGGGAGGUGGCUCCAAGAAUCCCGGGAAUCCGGGGAAGACGAAUAGCUCCUUGACCGCCUUCUUCAAAGCGGUGCAGAAGCUCAACGAAACGGGUUACACGCAAUUCGCAUCCCUCGCCAAACUAUACGGCCAGCUGCAAGAGGUCAGCUCCGUGCUCCAGCAGCCUCUCACGCUGCUCGUACCGAGUAACAAGGCGCUCAAUAAGGUGAAACUCACGAGCUACAGCGCGAGCCAGCUCGCGACGAUCGUCGGUUACCAGGCGAUCAAGGGCGUGUACACCUUUCGCCAGCUGCAGAUGCUGCGACUCAACACGCCCGUCGCAACCGUCGCAUUGGGCGACGACAAAAAGCCCCUGGUGCUCGUGAAAGCGUCGAAGCCGAAUGCGAAGAACCGCGUCGUGCUUCAAGGGAGGGCGGCGCCUAGAAGCACAAUCACUAUAGUCAACGGCGACGUUUUCUACAUGUCGAAGAAACUGGCAGUUCAUACGACGGACGCUGUUGUGUUCCCUAAUGGCAUCCUCUAGAUGCAAAUACUGCGUACAAAAGCUACACUCGCAUGCGAAGUAGCGAAUACGCUAUACGACACUGUGGGAAUACGCUAUACUCGCGUACGCAAUGCCAAUCUCUUGCAUUCGAAGUAGAGGCUAGUAAUCUCACCACCACUCGGUGACUUGCAGCUGAAUCUGAGGCACAAGCUGAGCUGAGCCGUAGUGUCGGGUCGGAGUGUGUCCUCGGGCAUGCUGACACUUUUGUUCUGGUAGUCGUGACUGGGUGGGUGGUGGUAUUACUCUCUUCUACACCCUGUCCUGUAUCUUAGACAGUUUUUCUCCGUAA
This is a messenger RNA of Closterium sp. NIES-67, 1315 nucleotides long. Lineage: Eukaryota; Viridiplantae; Streptophyta; Zygnematophyceae; Desmidiales; Closteriaceae. The record is from the annotation of a GenBank genome assembly.